AUGCGUACCUACGGAUUCCUCGCCGCCGCGGCCCUCGUGUCCCAGGCCACCGCCCACUACGUCUUCCCCACCCUGAUCGUCAACGGUGAGGAGACCGAGCGCUACGAGUUCGUCCGUGAGGCCAAGAACUCGAACUCCCCCGUCACCGACGUCGCCUCCGAGGACUUCGUCUGCAACAAGGGCGGCAACGACGACGACGUCCUGGCCAAGACCAAGACCAAGGCCAUCAACGCCGGCGACGAGGUCGGCUUCAUCGUCGAGAACGACAUGGGCCACCCCGGCCCCCUCCAGGUCUACAUGUCCAAGGCCCCCUCCUCCGCCGCCGAGUACAAGGGUGACGGCGACUGGUUCAAGGUCUACGAGCUCACCACCUCCGACAUCACCGACGCCGGCCUCCAGUGGGCUUCCUACGUCAACAACGCGGGCAUCCACAACUUCACCUUCACCGUCCCCAAGGAGACUCCCUCCGGAGACUACCUCAUCCGCGCUGAGCACAUUGGUCUUCACGGAGCUGGCACCGCCGGAGGUGCUCAGUACUACAUUGCUUGCGCCCAGGUCACUGUCACCGGCACUGGCUCUGAGACUCCUGCUCCCACCAUCAAGUUCCCCGGCGGCUACACUGGCAACGAGCCCGGUGUCCUGAUCAACAUCUACUACCCUGCCCCCAAGAACUACACCGCCCCUGGCCCCGUCACCUGGCCCAACGCCUGCGAGGACCACACCGCCAACCUCCUCGGCCAGACCUCCGACGGCGACUGCACCGGCUCUGAGGGUGCCACCACCCCCUCUCCCUCCACCCCCACCUCUCCCUCUUCCUCCGCUGCCCCCUCCGCCGGCAUCCCCGACUACAACGGCGGCAACAGCACCACCGUCCCCACCGCCGCCGCUCAGCCCAGCGCCGCGCCCACCGGUGCUUCUGACGACUGCGAGAAGUCCGCUGCUCGCCGCCGUGCGCGCUCCAUGCGCCGCCACCUUGCCCGCGCCGCCUACUAA
Colletotrichum chrysophilum is the source of this 993-nucleotide messenger RNA. RefSeq lists its product as uncharacterized. The record is from RefSeq and is a predicted model, not a curated record. Bases 1 to 993 code for a protein of 330 amino acids. The transcript has a single exon. NCBI's taxonomy places the organism in Eukaryota, Fungi, Ascomycota, Sordariomycetes, Glomerellales, Glomerellaceae.